AUGCCUCUCCAAUAUCUAUCUAUCUAUCUAUCUAUCUAUCUAUCUAUCUAUCUAUCUAUCUAUGUGUCUGUCUAUCUAUUUUCCUCCCUUUCUCAACCAAUUUUGAUUGUCUCUUCUUUUGAAAUACACUUUCUUUCUCACUUUCCUAUCUAUCUAUCUAUCUAUCUAUCUAUCUAUCUAUCUGACUUCGUUCCUUAUCUAUCUAUCUAUCUAUCUAUCUAUCUAUCUAUCUAUCUAUCUCCUAUAAUAUAUAUCUUUCUUCACUUUAAUAACUUCUCCUUUCUCCCUCUUCUUCUUUUACUCUCUUUCUUUUAUCUUCUCUUUUCUUCGCUUUUUUUUCUUCUCUCUUUUUUUCUUCUCUCUUCUCUCAAUAAAUUCUAUUUCUUCUCUUCUUUAUUACGCUCUUUGCCCUCUCUUUUUUCUUCUCCCUAUUUCUCUCUCUCUCUCUCUCUCUCUCUCUCUUUCUUUUUCUCCCUUUGCUGUAUCUCUUUUUGUUUUCAUUCUCUCGAACUCUUGUUUGACUUUUCUUUUCAUUCCUUAUUUUUCUAUUUUUUUGUCAUUACAUGUCAAAUGACUGAUGGUACUUUUAGUCCUAAUGUCACGGCCGCACAUAAAAGGGAGGUUUGCCAUAUUACCCCCCUCCCCCCCCUUAGCUCAAAGUAA
Molecule: messenger RNA, 663 nt
Organism: Acanthosepion pharaonis
Lineage: Eukaryota; Metazoa; Mollusca; Cephalopoda; Sepiida; Sepiidae
Source: the annotation of a GenBank genome assembly